CCAAACUACCGGCGCGAGCGAGGGCGCCGCUUCACUCUUUCCUCCACGCCCGCCCGCCCAGUUUUACCUCGCGCGCAGGGGGUGGGGGUGGGGGGUUGUGACAGAAAGCGCGUGCCCGUUAAGCGCGUUCUCUGUGGUCCAUCCCCUGCCCUGUCCAGCCUCUCACUCCUAGUCUCAAGGAAGAGUUGGUGAUGAUAAACCCGUCCAGCCUCUCACCGCCGCCUCCGCCCCGCGCGCACCCCCAAGCCCUUUUUCAUCGGCCCCAACAGGUGGGUCAGGCCGCCUGCGUCCCUACGGCUGAAUUUAGUAACACAGGCUGGCCAAACUGACUGCAGUGUGAAACAGAUCCGAUAGCACACACCCACCACAUCCCUCUCGGUCUCUGUGGAAGCUCUUGCCAGCCAGCUCCCCGCGGCCUGCACUGGACCAUGGCUUCUCCAGGGUUCUGGGCACUCGACUAUGAGGUUUACGGGGACGUCCAGGGUGUCUUCUUUAGAAAGUACACAGAAGAGCAGGGGAGGAAGUUGGGGGUGGUCGGCUGGGUGAAGAACACUGCCCAUGGGACUGUGACUGGCCAGGUGCAGGGGCCAAAGGAGAAAGUGGAGAUUAUGAAGAACUGGCUGCGCAGCGUAGGAAGCCCCAUGUCGCGCAUUGACCGGGCCGUGUUCUCCAACGAGAGGGCGAUCUCCAGCCUGGAGUUCCAGUCCUUCGCCACCAAGUAUUAAGGCCCGCUGCCUGGUCGGGAUGGAACAGCCAUCUUUAGGCACCUUGAAGGUUCUUCCACCCUGAAGGAGGCCGCACUCUCGACUCUCCCUGACUGGGACAGGCUCUGCUGCUGCCGUAUAACAGAGGCUGUAUACUAGACCCAGAGCACCUCUUUGGAUCCUCCAAACUGCGGGCUACAUGGAGAGUAACUGUCACCCCCCUGUCCCCACUAGGAUGCUGUGAGCUCGCUGCUCUUUUUGGCUAGAGGCUGUUGCUUUCUACCGCUUAUGCAGGGGGCAGGGUGGGGGCGAUCUGCAGCUGGAGGGGCCUGGCAAAAAACCCUCCCUCCAGAAAAGCCUGAAACUGCCCUCCUUUCCUCACAGUGUGUGCAUAAGCACCACUGGGCAAAGUUAGCAGCAUCCUCCUUUGGACUAGAAUAGUAACAAAAGGCUUUGGAGAGAUUCCACAGCCACGCACUGGACGCAGGCUUCCCCUUCCCCCACAUUGUCAAUUGCCACUCAGCAAGGAUGUUAGCUUAUUAAAAAAAAAUUAAAGUAUAAUAAAAAUUGA
Molecule: messenger RNA, 1275 nt
Organism: Hemicordylus capensis (graceful crag lizard)
Lineage: Eukaryota; Metazoa; Chordata; Lepidosauria; Squamata; Cordylidae
Product: acylphosphatase-2-like
Exons: 5
Coding region: 429-725 (98 amino acids)
Molecular function (GO): acylphosphatase activity
Source: RefSeq, a predicted model, not a curated record